Myotis davidii is the source of this 3046-nucleotide messenger RNA. RefSeq names its product karyopherin subunit alpha 5 (gene KPNA5). The transcript is spliced from 13 exons. Gene Ontology annotation, biological process: NLS-bearing protein import into nucleus. Gene Ontology annotation, molecular function: protein binding; nuclear import signal receptor activity. The coding region runs from base 449 to 2059 and encodes 536 amino acids. The record is from RefSeq and is a predicted model, not a curated record. NCBI's taxonomy places the organism in Eukaryota, Metazoa, Chordata, Mammalia, Chiroptera, Vespertilionidae. Gene Ontology annotation, cellular component: nucleus; nucleoplasm; cytoplasm.
AUUGACGCCUAAUGCCAUAGUCCUUUGGAAAUAAGACACUUCAUUGAUAGCUAUUUCUUGAUCUUGCCAGAAGCUGUAAUUUAGAAGUUUUUUACCCACCUAUUUCAUGAUUAUUUCCUGGCUGACGGUGGUUUUAAAAUGCAUCCCACGUCAGAGAGGUUGAAAUACCAGGGAUGGGGCAUGCACCUUAGAAUCAGUGAAUUUAGGGUAAUGACUUUGUGUUUAGACCGGAGUCUGUUAUUUGUUUGAUAGUUUAGUGCUAAAAAAGUAGGUCAUUUUGCUCAAAUUUGAUAUGGAAGUGUGGGAAUGUGUUCUUUGUACCUAAUUUUCAGAAUGGGUUUUAUUGGACUAUUUAAUCUGUGAACCUGAAUUUAGUUGCCGUUGGGUAAACAUCUCAUGUUUGAGAAUUAUCAGUAUCCAUUUUUUUCUCUCCUAACCUUAAGGUGCCAUGGCUUAUUCAGGGAAAGAUAACUAUAGAAUGAAAAGUUAUAAGAAUAAAGCCCUAAAUCCCCAAGAGAUGCGAAGACGAAGAGAAGAAGAAGGAAUACAGCUUCGAAAACAAAAAAGGGAAGAACAGCUGUUUAAACGCAGAAAUGUCUCUUUGCCCAGAAGUGAUGAAUCUAUGCCAGAAAGUCCUAUUCAGGAUCCAGAUAUCAGUUCCACUGUACCCAUUCCAGAGGAUGAUGUUAUAACCGCAGAUAUGGUUCAGAUGAUUUUUUCUAAUAAUGCUGAUGAACAACUAACAGCGACACAGAAAUUUAGAAAGCUGCUUUCUAAAGAACCUAAUCCACCAAUUGAUCAAGUUAUACAGAAACCUGGCGUUGUACAGAGAUUUGUGAAAUUUCUUGAAAGAAAUGAAAAUUGUACUUUACAGUUUGAGGCUGCCUGGGCAUUAACUAAUAUAGCGUCUGGAACUUUUCUUCAUACCAAGGUAGUGAUUGAAACAGGGGCUGUUCCAAUUUUUAUCAAACUUCUAAAUUCAGAGCAUGAAGAUGUUCAAGAACAGGCUGUUUGGGCACUUGGUAAUAUUGCUGGUGACAAUGCAGAAUGCAGAGAUUUUGUUUUGAACUGUGAAAUACUUCCACCUCUUUUAGAGUUAUUAACAAAUUCAAACAGACUUACAACAACCAGAAAUGCUGUAUGGGCCCUCUCAAAUUUAUGUAGAGGCAAAAACCCUCCUCCAAACUUUAGUAAGGUUUCACCUUGCUUAAAUGUUCUGUCACGAUUGUUGUUUAGCAGUGACUCAGAUGUAUUAGCAGAUGUGUGUUGGGCCCUUUCUUAUCUCUCUGAUGGACCCAAUGAUAAAAUUCAAGCAGUCAUCGAUUCUGGAGUCUGUCGGAGAUUGGUGGAACUUUUGAUGCACAAUGAUUAUAAAGUUGUAUCACCUGCAUUAAGAGCAGUUGGUAAUAUUGUGACUGGUGAUGAUAUUCAAACACAGGUAAUUUUGAAUUGCUCUGCAUUACCCUGUCUCUUACACCUACUGAGUAGCCCAAAGGAGUCAAUCAGAAAAGAAGCCUGCUGGACUGUUUCUAACAUUACUGCUGGAAAUAGAGCUCAGAUUCAGUCAGUUAUAGAUGCAAAUAUUUUUCCUGUUUUGAUUGAGAUUCUUCAGAAAGCAGAGUUUCGCACCAGAAAAGAAGCAGCUUGGGCUAUAACUAAUGCAACAUCAGGAGGCACUCCAGAACAAAUAAAGUAUUUGGUAGCUUUAGGCUGCAUUAAACCACUUUGUGACCUAUUGACUGUUAUGGACUCUAAGGUAGUCCAAGUGGCUUUAAAUGGACUUGAAAAUAUUUUACGUCUUGGAGAACAAGAAUCUAAGCAGAAUGGGAUGGGUAUUAAUCCAUACUGUGCUCUCAUUGAAGAAGCAUAUGGUCUAGAUAAAAUUGAAUUUCUACAAAGCCAUGAAAAUCAAGAAAUUUACCAAAAGGCCUUUGAUCUGAUUGAACAUUACUUUGGUGAAGACGACGACGACCCCACCAUUGUGCCUCAGGUGGAUGAAAACCAGCAGCAGUUUGUAUUUCAGCAGCAGGAAGCACCAAUGGAAGGGUUCCAACUUUAACUUGUGGAGGAAAGCAUUAACGGCUAAAAGGGUAGCGUCCGAUAGCUCCUCUUCGUUACCAUGUCAGUAGGAAUGUUUGAUAUGUUCUUAUGUAGAACGGAAGAGGAAUUGAUGCACUUUUAAAAGCAAACAAAACAAAAGUUUCUAGUCAGCUGCAACCUCUCAGUAUAGUUUUGAUUUUGCUGUGCCUGUAUAUAUGUAUUUUAUUGUUUUGUCUGUUCCUUAAUCUAUUCAUGAGCAAUUAAAUACAUUAUGAAGUUAUUUAAUAACUUAAGCUUGAAAAGGAGAACUUUGGUAAGGUAUUACACAUGGUUCUGAAUUUUUUUCUAGCAUUCUUGAAAACUGCAUAUUAGCAGUCCAGGUAGUUAGAAUUGCAUUGUGGCAGCAAGUCUGACAGGCCCAAUCUCUACUAAAUCUACCUCUGUCUUGAAGCAAAAACACGUCAGAAGCAUUAGUAUAAAAGCUAAAUUAAAACGUGAAAAUAAUCUAUUACCUUAAAUUAUAAAUCACUGUGCUGGAGGUUAUACUUUGCAACAAUAAAUUGCAACAGAAAAAGCUGUAACAUUUAUUUAUAAAACACAGAAGAAAUAUUGAUAAUUAAAAUGUGGAAAUUGUGAAGAGAGAAGCUGUUCUUCAUGUUGAACACAUUAAAAUGAUUACACAUUAAAUAUUUGUGUUUUUAACAUAUAAAUGCUAUUAUAUUAGCAUAUUUUGUAUUUUGACCAAAUAUGCUACCAUUUUUGAAAUAGUGUUUUAUAAUUUUUCACUCUUUAUUUUUAAAAAGCAUAAUUUUAAGGGAUGCCAGCAUCAGUCUAAAGUAGUGCUGAUAGCAAAAAUAAUACUAUAUGUAAUUGUUUCUCUGAUUUUUCACAGCAGUAAUUGAAGUUUCAUUUUCUGUGUAUUAGUGAAUUUAGGUACUUGAAUGGUGAAAUUAUCCUGAAGAAGUCACCUUGAUAUUUGCUAGUCAGUAUACUUAAUGUUUGGACA